CGCUCCGCGCCGCAGACCAGUGAGGAUGAGGCUCGCCGUCCGCGCCCUGCUGGCCUGCGCGGUCCUGGGGCUGUGUCUGGCUGACCAAACUGUGAGAUGGUGCACCGUCUCAAAUCACGAGGGCAGUAAGUGCAGCAGUUUCCGCGACAGUAUGAAAAGUGUCCUUCCUGCUGGUCCUUCUGUCGUCUGUGUGAGGAGAAACUCUUACAUUGAGUGCAUCAAGGCCAUUGCGGAUAAUGAAGCGGAUGCUGUGACAUUGGAUGCAGGUUUGGUGUUUGAGGCAGGCCUGGCCCCUUAUAACCUGAAGCCUGUAGUGGCAGAGUACCAUAAGUCAGAAGACGGUGGUAAACAAACCCACUAUUAUGCUGUGGCUGUGGUGAAGAAGACGAGUAACUUCCAGCUGGACCAGCUCCAAGGCAAGAAGUCCUGCCACACGGGCCUUGGCAGGUCUGCUGGGUGGAACAUCCCCAUUGGCUUACUUUAUUGGCAGUUGCCUGAGCCACGUGACUCUGUUCCGAAAGCAGUGGCCAAUUUCUUCGCGGGCAGCUGCGUCCCCUGUGCGGAUCGGACAGCCUUCCCCAACCUGUGUCAACUGUGUGCGGGUAAAGGGACGGACAAAUGUGCCUGCUCCAACCACGAACCAUACUUUGGAUACUCGGGUGCGUUCAAGUGUCUGAUGGAAGAUGCUGGGGAGGUGGCCUUUGUCAAGCACUCGACGGUAUUUGAGAACCUGCCACAAAAGGCUGACAGGGACCAGUAUCAGCUGCUCUGCAGGGACAACACCCGGAAGUCAGUGGAUGAAUACAAGGACUGCUACCUGGCCAGCAUCCCUUCCCAUGCCGUUGUGGCCCGAAGUGUGGAUGGCAAGGAGGACUUGAUCUGGGAGCUUCUCAACCAGGCCCAGGAACAUUUCGGCAAAGAAACAUCUGGAGACUUCCAGCUUUUCAGUUCCCCUCAUGGGAAGGACCUGCUGUUUAAGGACUCUGCUCACGGGUUUUUAAAGAUUCCCCCUAAGAUGGACACCUGGCUGUACCUGGGAUAUGAGUAUGUCACUGCUAUUCGGAAUCUAAGGGAAGAGAUACGCCCAGCCAUCCCAAAGGAUGAAUGCAAGAAGGUGAAGUGGUGUGCAAUAGGCCACCAUGAGAGGGGCAAGUGCGAUGAGUGGAGUGUAAACAGUGAGGGGAACAUAGAGUGUGAAUCAGCAGAGAACACCGAAGACUGCAUUGCGAAGAUCGUGAAAGGAGAAGCUGAUGCCAUGAGCUUGGAUGGAGGCUUCAUCUACAUAGCGGGCAAGUGUGGUCUGGUGCCUGUCCUGGCAGAGAACUAUGAAACUGAUCAUGGCUCCGAAUGUGAGGAGACACCGGAGAAAGGGUAUCUUGCUGUGGCCGUGGUUAAGUCAUCAUCGGGUGCUGACCUCACCUGGAACUCUCUGGAAGGCAAGAAGUCCUGCCACACCGCAGUAGAUAGAACUGCCGGCUGGAACAUCCCCAUGGGCCUGCUCUACAACAAGAUCAAGCACUGUGAAUUCGAUAAAUUUUUCAGUGAAGGCUGUGCCCCUGGAUAUAGGCGAAAUUCCAGCCUCUGCUCUCUGUGUAUUGGCUCGGCAACUGCUCCAGGAAGGGAGUGUGAACCCAACAACCAUGAGAGAUACUAUGGUUACACAGGGGCUUUCAGGUGUUUGGUUGAGAAGGGAGAUGUGGCCUUUGUGAAAGACCAGACUGUCAGGCAGAACACUGACGGAAACAACAAUGAGGAUUGGGCUAAGAAUCUGAAGAGUGAAGACUUUCAGCUGCUGUGCCGUGAUGGCAGUAAGAAGCCUGUGACCUCAGCUGGGGACUGCUUCCUAGCCCGAGCCCCGAAUCAUGGUGUAGUCUCACGGAAAGACAAGGCAGCUUGUGUUCGCAAGAUGUUACACGACCAGCAGAUGUUGUUUGGAAAAACUGGAAAUGCCUGCCCGGACAAGUUUUGUUUGUUCCAGUCAAAAACCAAGGACCUUCUGUUCAGGGAUGACACACAAUGCUUGGCCAACCUUCAGCACACAACAACAUAUGAAUCAUACUUAGGAGCAGAGUAUGUCAUGGCGUUGGCUAACCUGAGACAAUGCUCAACCUCGAUUCUGGUUACUAUAAAGAACUACCACUCCCGUGAUGCUUCGCUUCGGACGCCUGCGCACAGCCCAGGGCCACGUUGCUUUUGCGGCGCCGGACCACGCACCUCAGCCAUGGCUUCCGUGGACUCCCGGCGGGUGGGCAAUGGAGGCGGUGUUGGGGGUACUUUCCAGCCCUACCUAGACUCCUUGCGGCAGGAGCUGCAGCAAAGGGACCCGACGCUACUUUCAGUCGUGGUGGCGCUUCUCGCGGUGCUGCUGACGCUGGUGUUCUGUAAGUUCAUCCGGAGCAGAAGGAGCAGUCAAAGAGCUGUUCUUCUUGUUGGCCUUUGUGACUCUGGGAAAACAUUGCUCUUUGUCAGAUUGUUAACAGGCCUUUACAGAGAUACUCAGACUUCCAUCACUGACAGCUCUGCUGUGUACAAAGUCAACAAUACCAGGGGCACUAGCCUGACCUUGAUUGACCUGCCUGGCCAUGAGAGCUUGAGACUGCAGUUCUUGGAGCGGUUUAAGGCUUCAGCCAGGGCUGUUGUGUUUGUUGUGGAUAGUGCAGCCUUCCAGCGAGAGGUGAAAGAUGUGGCUGAGUUUCUCUAUCAAGUCCUCAUUGACAGUAUGGGUCUGAAGAACACACCGUCAUUCUUAAUCGCCUGCAAUAAGCAAGACAUUACAAUGGCAAAAUCAGCAAAGUUAAUUCAGCAGCAGCUUGAGAAAGAGCUCAACACUUUACGAGUCACUCGUUCUGCUGCCCCCAGCACACUGGACAGUUCCAGCGCUGCCCCUGCUCAGCUGGGAAAGAAAGGCAAAGAAUUUGAAUUCUCACAGUUGCCCCUCAAAGUGGAGUUCCUGGAGUGCAGUGCCAAGGUUGGGAGAGGGGACGCCGGCUCUGCUGAUAUCCAGGACUUGGAGAAGUGGCUGGCUAAAAUCGCCUGAGGGGCUGGCCCAAGCACAAGAUGGGGAUGUGUAUGUGUCUGACUGCCAGUUUUGGAAAAGGGUAUGGUGGCCUGGAGUUGAUAAAGAAGGAGUACAAAAUGUAAUUAGAAACAUUUCCUUGUUCUGGAAACAAAUCAUUGUUGAAACCAGCUUGAAUUUUUUUUUUAAGUUCAGUUCUCCCUUAUUGCUUUCUCACUAGUCACUUUUAUUUGACUCGUGUGUCUUCCCUUUGUUAAAGUGUAUAUAACAUCCCUUUAACUUAUGCUUGAUGUAGAGUCAAGGUCUUUGUGACGUAACAAGUAGACUCCACAGAGAGAAGAUAUUAUCAUGAGAAUAUGGUUAUUUGAAAAGUUUUCUUAUCCUCUGCUUCUGUGCUUUGGUCCCUUUUUGCUGAAAACAAACCUGCCUGUGUAUGGAACCAGUUGAUUUCCAGAUGCCCCUGACGUUCAUGGGCAGUAUGUCAUCUAGUCCUUUGUGAAUUCUCAGAUUUGUAGGUACAAUUACAGUACGGUCUCCCAACAUGUGAAGAUAGGUAAGAAACAGCAGGGCUGUGUUGACACUGGGUCUGCUCUUCAUUAGCUGAAUGACUUGUCCCCACUCUAGCCUCAUAGCACUUAGGUUUCAAAAACAUGUUGUGAACCCUUGGAGUCAUCUUCCAGAUGAGAGAACUGUAAGUGCUAAAUCCCCAAAUGUCCAGGGUCUAGUGUGUUCCAGUGGUUUCUCCUAACUGGAGAGUAUAUGGGUUUAGAAGCUGUUCUGUGUUUCUGGAUGGCUGAGGGCUCCUGGGCUAUCUUCGUGUGCUGUUUGGUGAGCUCUCCUAUAUUGUAUUCUUAGCUAGAAUGCUGUGGAACAAAAAUAAAAUGAAAAAAGUUCUCUGUAGAUUUUUGAAGUGCAUAUUCACUGAUGGUUAAAAAAAAAGUCUGCCUUUCCAAAGUGAUGUUCUUUGCUGUCUUCUCAAACAUAUGGCUUUUAUAAAUUAUUAAUAUAUCUCUUGGUAAAUAAAACAACCAAUCUUGCUCAGAGCUAUUAAAUAGAAUGGUAUAGUGAGUACAAAUGGGAGCAUGUUUUAGGAUUCAGCCCUGAGUCCAAGUUUCUAGGGCCUAAAGAUCACACUGUACACAGGAACAAACUCUUCUAUCCGUACUUCACACACUCAGGGACAAGCCCAACUAAAGCUUAAGGGAGACCACGGUGGCUGUGGAUAAGUGAGAAGCUAACCCCAGAACAGUGUGGUAAGAGCGGUAAGAGGAGAGGUGCAGGGUUCUCUGGGAGCAUGCAGCAGGGGCCCCUAAACUGGUAUGGAGAGAUCAGGGAGGGCCCAAGAAUAAAAGCAUGGAGCUGAUAACACCCCAGUGAGUAUGGUCCCCACGUACACUACAGCCCAAGCCUCUGCCUGUUGUCACCCCUUCCUGUGGGUUGUUCUGGCUCUGAGCAAGACUACUCCAGCUCCCCUCCUCCCCCUGCCCCAAACCUUGGAUCAUACACCUUGCUGCUAGUGUAUGAAAUAAAUGCAGGCUGAAACUGAGAAGACAUUAGACCUUGACCCUGGCAGAGUUCUUACUCAAAAGUCUUAUUGCUGCUAGUAUUCUUGCCCUUUCCUUAUUAGCCAGGUAGUAAUUGAAGGAGGAAGGUAAGAACAAUGAGGCAGAAAUAAAAAAGGAAUGUGAUGGAUGUGACAUGUUCACAUAAUCAUGGUGGCACUCACGUCAAUA
Diceros bicornis minor is the source of this 4749-nucleotide messenger RNA. Its product is annotated as serotransferrin-like. Gene Ontology annotation, biological process: antibacterial humoral response; intracellular iron ion homeostasis; iron ion transport. NCBI's taxonomy places the organism in Eukaryota, Metazoa, Chordata, Mammalia, Perissodactyla, Rhinocerotidae. The record is from RefSeq and is a predicted model, not a curated record. Gene Ontology annotation, molecular function: ferric iron binding. Gene Ontology annotation, cellular component: plasma membrane; extracellular region; recycling endosome.